AUGGAGUUUGAGGGAGAAAUGCUAGAGCCAGUGAGUCCACUUGGACAGUACUGCAAUAGCUCUGUGCUAUCAAUAUCAGUACUUGCUGUUUUGGAGAUUGGAACUCCUAUUGAUGAUUCACAAACCAUUUCACUUAUAAGGGAUCUUUUACUUCCUAUCCAUCCACGAUUCUCCUGCAUCAUGGUUGGUGGAGUAAAUGAAUACAAAAAAUGGAAAAAAGUUGAAGUAAAGAUUGAAGAUCAUGUUCAUGUCCCAAUAUUUCCUUCUGGUCUUUCUAUUGAAUCAUAUGAUAGAUAUUUUGAUGACUAUGUAUCAAAGAUAGCACUUGAAAGGUUUCCACAGGACAGACCUCUAUGGGAAAUUCAUAUAAUCAAGUACCCAACAAGCAAUGCAGCUGGAAACGUUAUAUUCAAGCUUCACCAUGCGCUUGGUGAUGGCUAUUCUCUAAUGGGUGCUCUUCUUUGUUGUCUGCAAAGAGCUGACAAUCCUUCUAUUCCAUUGACAUUUCCUUCGCGUAAACGAACAGAAUUUGAUGGCGAUUGUAAUCGAAGUUUAUUUUCUUUUGUGCCCAAAAUCUGCUCAGCCAUUUUUAACACUGCAAUGGAUCUCAGUUGGAGCAUCAUCAAAAGCAAUUUGAUUGAUGAUGAGAUAACACCAAUUAGAACUGGAACUUAUGGAGUUGAGUUUUUGCCAAUUACAAUAACUAGCUUGACUUUGUCUCUUGAUCAGAUCAAAUCAAUCAAGUCCAAGCUUGGAGCGACAAUAAAUGAUGUGGUUUGUGGAAUUGUAUUCUAUGGAACUCGGCUAUACAUGCAAGAGAUUAACCAGAAAUCAAGCAAUUCUCGUUCAGCAGCAUUGAUGGUGCUAAACACAAGGAUGAUUGGAGGAGAUUACAAAUCCAUCAAGGAAAUGUUGAAUCCUGACAACAAAAUGCCAUGGGGAAACAAAUUCUCUUUCAUGCAUAUUGCAAUUCCCAAAUUAAAAGAAUGUCCAAGUCCACUAGACUUUGUUUGGCAUGCACAAAAAAUUGUCAAGAGAAAAAGGAGAUCUCUGGUUGUUUACUUGAAUAGUUUGCUUGUGGAGGUUGUGAAGAAACUUAGAGGUCCUGAGGCGGCUGCAACAUACGUGUUCAAAAAAUUAAACAGGUCAAGUAUGUCAAUCUCAAAUCUGAUUGGUCCAGUGGAACAAAUGACUCUGAAUAAUCAUCCUGUUAAAGGUUUAUACUUUGCAGCUCCUGGCAUACCUGAGGAUUAUGGUGUUACGAUUAUGAGCUAUUCAGGCCAGCUGAGGAUUGUGUUUAAAAUGGUAAGAAAGCAUGUAGAUCCACAUAAACUCAAAUCAUGUGUCCAAAAUGCCUUUGAAAGCAUUCGUGAAGCUGCAGAUAAAUUUCCUCCAAGGAAAAAUUAA
Molecule: messenger RNA, 1407 nt
Organism: Ziziphus jujuba (common jujube)
Lineage: Eukaryota; Viridiplantae; Streptophyta; Magnoliopsida; Rosales; Rhamnaceae
Product: wax ester synthase/diacylglycerol acyltransferase 11
Exons: 5
Coding region: 1-1407 (468 amino acids)
Biological process (GO): triglyceride biosynthetic process
Cellular component (GO): plasma membrane
Molecular function (GO): long-chain-alcohol O-fatty-acyltransferase activity; diacylglycerol O-acyltransferase activity
Source: RefSeq, a predicted model, not a curated record